AUGGACACAAGUCCUCUGGGAGGAUUAGAACUGUCUGAACAUAGACCUGGUCUACUCAGGAAUACCACCAUGGCAGCAGGUCUUGCAAACGUAGGAAAUACAUUUGGAGGUCCACCAAGUUCUUUAGUUUCCAGACCUAAUAAAUUCCAAAACUCACCUAUAGAAGAUGACGAUGAUGUAGUUUUUAUCGAACCUGUACAACCUCCACAAAAUUCUGCAUCACUGAUAGCAGAUCAAAGGAACACUGCAUUUACAUCAUCAAAAAAUGAAGAACUUCAAGGGAACGAUUGCAAAAUGCUUCCUCCUCCAAAAGACUUAAAUUCUCAAAAGGGGAGUAUAAGUGAAACUAUUAUUAUUGAUGAUGAAGAAGACAUUGAAACAAAUCAAGGACAAGAGAAGAAUGCUUCCAGUUUUAAUGAGCGAAGACUUCCAGAGUGUAAAAACAGAACCAACAAUAUGGAAUUCUCAGCUUCCGGUUUUUCAAGAAGUAAGGUAAAUUCAGGAAUAGGUAAUAGUUGUAUAACCACAGAACCAGACUCUGAAAUUCAGAUUGCUAAUGUUACUACAUUAGAAACAGGUGCUAUGAGCUCUGUGAGUGAUGGUCAUUUAGAAAAUGCUGAAGGGCGUGACAUGAACUUAAUGAUUACACAUGUAACAUCACUGCAGAAUGCCAACUUGGGAGAUGUAUCUAAUGGACUACAGUCAAGUAAUUUUGGUGUUAAUAUGCAAACAUACACCCCAUCUUUGACUCAACAGAGUAAGCCUGGUGUAGGACCUUUCAAUCCUGGUAGAAUGAAUGUGGCUGGAGAUGUAUUUCAAAAUGGAGAAUCCGUGACUCAUCAUAAUCCUGAUUCUUGGAUAUCCCAGUCAGCUUCCUUCCCUAGGAAUCAGAAGCAAUCAGGUGUGGAUUCCUUGUCACCAGUAGCAUCGCUUCCUAAACAGAUUUUCCAGCCUUCUGCCCAGCAGCAGCCUCCUAAACAGGUUAAAGUCACAUGUGCAAACUGCAAAAAGCCUUUACAAAAGGGACAGACUGCCUAUCAGCGAAAAGGAUCAGCUCACCUUUUUUGUUCUACUACCUGCCUCUCAUCAUUCUCACACAAACCCACUCCAAAGAAACUUUGUGUUAUGUGCAGAAAAGAUAUAACAACAAUGAAAGGUACCAUUGUUGCUCAAGUUGAUUCCAGUGAGUCUUUCCAGGAGUUUUGCAGUACGUCAUGUUUAGCCUUCUAUGAAGAUAAACAGAAUCCCUCGAAAGGAGUUUUGAAUAAAUCAAGAUGCACUAUUUGUGGUAAACUAACUGAGAUUCGUCAUGAAGUUAGCUUUAAAAAUAUGACUCAUAAGCUCUGCAGUGAUCAUUGCUUCAAUAGAUACAGGAUGGCAAAUGGUUUAAUAAUGAAUUGCUGUGAGCAUUGUGGGGAGUAUUUGCCCAGUAAAGGAGCUGGAAACAAUAUUCUUACUGUUGAUGGUCAGCAGAAAAGAUUCUGCUGUCAGAACUGCGUUGGUGAAUACAAGCAGCUAUACCAAAAGGGACAGGAUAGGUUUCCAAGAUACUAAAAACAUAGGCAUGCCCAGAAGCCAUGGAAAGACUUGAAGAAACGUUGAAUACUGUCUCUCGAAGAAACAAAAAGGCAUGCCAUUAACUUUGAACUUGAGACAUUCCCACACAACCAGUAUAACAUGCACUGCACAUGGAAUUAUGAAAUGAACGUGGAAUUUUGAGAGGUUGAAUGAUAAAUCUGUACUUAACUCAUUACAGACUGUACUCUUAUUUGUUCAGAUAUUGUUGUAUUUUGUGUUUAGAUAUGUAUUUGAGAAUGAGAAGGAUAUGGGUAGCAAGCUGUAUGUUCCAGUUCGAUCUGGGGAGGAGGAGCAGUUUGCAGUACCAGGAACCUUCACAAGUAGUGUUGAGUAUUGUGCAUUAUUGUGAGGAUCCUUAAGAGAACCUUUAAAAUUGAGACGCAUUUUUUUGGUGUUCUGACAGCAGACUUUAUUCAAGCAA
Balearica regulorum gibbericeps (East African grey crowned-crane) is the source of this 1999-nucleotide messenger RNA. The record is from RefSeq and is a predicted model, not a curated record. Lineage: Eukaryota; Metazoa; Chordata; Aves; Gruiformes; Gruidae.